AUGUGCGGUGGACUAAGCUACUUUAUGCGAAGCCUACCAGCAGUUGUACGAUUUGCUGCUGGAACAAGCAGGCCAUUCCCUGUACAAGCAUCAGGGUUCAUCCCUCUCACCUCUGCUGUUCAUACUGUCCAUGGACACGAUAACGAAGGAAAUCCUGAAGCAGCACCCGUGGACUCCACUCUUUGCCGACGAUGUCAUGCUCGGAGGUGGCUCGAGAUGAUCUUCAGAAACAAGUCCAGUCUUGGAAGGAUCAACUGCGAGCAAUAUGGAUUGCGCCCUCAACACAUCAAAAACUGA
Messenger RNA from Necator americanus (New World hookworm), 297 nucleotides. RefSeq lists its product as uncharacterized. The transcript has a single exon. The record is from RefSeq and is a predicted model, not a curated record. The coding region runs from base 1 to 297 and encodes 98 amino acids. NCBI's taxonomy places the organism in Eukaryota, Metazoa, Nematoda, Chromadorea, Rhabditida, Ancylostomatidae.